AUGAGUGAAUCAAAUGGAGAGCUUGAGAUGGCUGCUAUGAAGCCUAUCACAUACACGUUAUAUUACGGCACAUUUAUUCAUACUCCGAGACUAGGAGAAUUGAAGAUCUGCCUUAAAACUUUGGUUGGGGUCAAUGAGCAGGGAGCAAUUGACUUUAUACAUGAGAAUUACAUUCACGAUGGGCAAUCGGUUGUCGAAUUUUUCAAACUGGAAUAUGAGAAACAAGGUAACCAAGCUGAUACAAGUAACAUGCAUUAUGUUGACAUUUCUGAGGACGCUACCAAAUUCUUUUGCCCAGGGUUUGUUGAUACACACAUACAUGCAUCUCAGUAUCCUAACGUAGGAAUUGGGUUGGGAUGUCCACUAUUGGACUGGUUGAAGGAUUAUACAUACAGGUUAGAAAAUGGGUUCACUAAUCCAAAGGACGAUGAAUGCAUGAAAUUUGCUAAUGAUGUGUAUAAGAAAAUCAUUAAAAAGACUUUAGAAACGGGUACUACAUGUGCGUCAUAUUUUACCACCAUCGACCCUCAUACUACGAUACUAUUUGCUGACUUGUUAUUGAAACUUGGACAAAGAGGGUUUGUUGGAAAGGUGUGCAUGGACUCAAACGAUGUUUUCGAAAGUUACCAAGAAGAUCACGAAGAAUGUGUAAAUUCUAUGAAAUUAAUCAUCUCAUACUACGAGAAGAACAACCCCAAAGGAGAAGACUUGAUAAAACCUAUUGUUACACCUAGAUUUGCCCCUGUUUGUUCACUGGGAUUAAUGGAGUAUCUUGGUUCCUUAGCUGCUGAGAAGGAAUUGCCUAUUCAAACCCACAUCAGUGAAAAUCACAAUGAAAUUGAAUUAGUCGCAAAGUUAUUCCCAGAGUUUGACAAUUAUGCUUCAGUUUAUGAUAACUUUAAGUUAUUAAAUUCAUCUACAAUAUUAGCUCACGGAAUUCACUUGGAUGAGAAAGAACGGAAAUUAAUCAAAAGCAGAAACUGCUCUAUUUCUCAUUGCCCUACAUCAAAUACGUUUAUUGCCAGUGGGGAAGCGCCAGUUAAGAAGUACUUGUAUGAAGACAAAAUUAACGUUUCUAUAGGGUCAGAUGUUUCCGGUGGAUACAGCCCUUCCAUAUUGGAAGUGAUCAAACAGUCAAUAUUGGUAUCGCACCAUCUCUCAAUCAAGACGAAAGAUCAAUCAAGUUUUGAUCCAAAACUCUCUGUGGCGGAUGUAAUUUAUAUGGCAACUCAAGCUGGUGCAAAAGCUGUGGGAUUAGAUAAUGUAAUUGGAUCUUUUGAAAUAGGUAAAAGAUGGGAUGCUCAAUUGAUUAAUUUGAACUCUGCUAAUUCCAAUAUCGAUAUAUUCCCUUGUAACAUUCCGGAUGUGAACAAUAUAGAUAAAGAUACAGAAACUACUAUUCUUAAUUUGUUAGGAAAAUGGAUCUUUUGUGGUGAUGAUAGAAAUUGCGUCAUGGUUUGGUGCAAUGGAAGACUAGUGAUCAACAAGCAGUAA
Molecule: messenger RNA, 1494 nt
Organism: Debaryomyces fabryi
Lineage: Eukaryota; Fungi; Ascomycota; Pichiomycetes; Serinales; Debaryomycetaceae
Product: guanine deaminase
Exons: 1
Coding region: 1-1494 (497 amino acids)
Biological process (GO): guanine metabolic process
Cellular component (GO): cytosol
Molecular function (GO): zinc ion binding; guanine deaminase activity
Source: RefSeq, a predicted model, not a curated record